Messenger RNA from Erythranthe guttata (spotted monkey flower), 1420 nucleotides. RefSeq names its product HIT-type Zinc finger family protein. Lineage: Eukaryota; Viridiplantae; Streptophyta; Magnoliopsida; Lamiales; Phrymaceae. Gene Ontology annotation, cellular component: nucleus; pre-snoRNP complex. The record is from RefSeq and is a predicted model, not a curated record. Gene Ontology annotation, biological process: snoRNA localization; box C/D snoRNP assembly; maturation of LSU-rRNA from tricistronic rRNA transcript (SSU-rRNA, 5.8S rRNA, LSU-rRNA).
CAUCAUCUCUCAUCAAACCUCUCUCUUCAGAGCAACUAUGGCGGAGGAGGAACCAGAGCAACAACCCUCGCCGCCUUCAGAAGACAAACCGCAACCCAAUUUAUGCGAAGAGUGCAACACCAAUGCGUCAAAGUACAAGUGCCCCGGCUGCUCUCUCCGCACGUGCAGCCUCACCUGCGUCAAUUCCCACAAGCUACGCACCUCCUGCACCGGCAAAAGACCCCUCACCGAUUUCGUUCCGAUUUCAAAAUUCGACGAUAAUCUCCUUAUUUCAGAUUACAAGAUGCUCGAAGAAGUGAAAAGAAUUGCGGAUUCAGCGCAGCGAACGAGAGUUAAGUUAUGUGGGAACUAUCAAUUCAGGCUUCCGUUUCACCUCAAAAGUCUCAAGAAUGCUGCUUUAAGUCGUAGAACGAAGCUGCUGUUUCUCUCUAAUGGAAUGUCUAAGAGAGAAACGAAUCAGACUUAUUACAACAACCGGAAGAAAUUCAUAUCUUGGACAAUCGAAUGGAGGUUUCAUUUAACUGAAAUUGUAUUGGUUGAUCACGGAGUAAACGAGAAUACAACUCUUUCGUCUCUGAUUGAAAAUCAUCUAAAACCCGGACCAUGGAACCACUCAUUGAGGCCAUUCUGUGACGAGAACCUCGAUUCUCUCAAAUUUUUCAUUCGCAAAUAUCCGAAGGGAGUAAAAUCGCCUUACCGACAACUAAACAUAGAAGCACCAAUUCGCGAGCAGUUGGCGAAUCUUGUUAUUUUGGAGUACCCCGUAAUUCACGUCUAUUUACCCUCACACACCUACGAUUUCGAUGUAAUAAAGGACAUUAUUCCAAGAAAAGUGGAGAUCAAGAAGUCCGAUAAUCACGAUUUUCCUAAUCAUCAAGGUGUGACAUUUAAGGAGGAAGAAAUCGAAGAUGUGGGUCAUCCAGACACUCAAGUUUCGGAUCUCUUGAACUACGAUGCCAAUGAAUCGGAAGGGGCAAAACAGUCCGAACCAGCUUCUCAAGAUGAUAAUUCAAACUUCGCGAUAACUGAAGAUAGUAAUGGCGUACCGAGUGACUCAUGCAUUGAGCAAUUAGUUGCUAUUGGUGAUUUUGACUUCGAACCGGGCUCGGUUGACUUUUGCCCGGACCUUAUUGGAGAUGAUAGCACUGACGACUAUCUUGAUUUUGAUGCGAUAUUAUUGGCUGAGCAGAAGUACAUGGAGGGUGGAGCAUAUGUCAUGGACGAAGAACCAGAGGAAGGAGAGUUGAGUAGUUGACGUUCUUUUUGCAGCUCGGAAAGAAAAGAAAAAAACCGAAUAGAAAGGGCUAAAUAUUGCUAUAUCUUUAAUCGUAUACUCGGUGAGUUGGUGUUUGUUUGUCUGUACAAAAAAAUUCUAUUACUUGCAUAUGAAAACCGAGUGCAAUCAUGUUGAGCCUUACCU